AUGGACCCCCCUGAGGGCCGCCACACCGGGGGCCUGUGGGGCCGGCAUCACUCAGGGGCCGAUGGGACGACCGCAGAGGGACCUGCCAUCCAGGAGAAGUGCUACGCCCCCAGGUUCCUGCAGAUCCCCCCCGAUCUGACGGUGGAGGAGGGCCGCUUCUGCCGCAUCGACUUCAAGCAGCCUACGUCAGCAGCCUACGUCAUCAGCCAACGUCAUCAGCCAACGUCAUCAGCCUACGUCAUCAGCCUACGUCAGCAGCCUACGUCAGCAGCCUACGUCAUCAGCCUACGUCAUCAGCCUACGUCAGCAGCCUACGUCAGCAGCCUACGUCAGCAGCCUACGUCAUCAGCCAACGUCAUCAGCCUACGUCAUCAGCCAACGUCAUCAGCCUACGUCAUCAGCCUACGUGAUCAUCCCACGUCAUCAGCCUACGUCAUCAGCCUACGUCAUCAGCCAACGUCAUCAGCCUACGUCAUCAGCCUACGUCAGCAGCCUACGUCAGCAGCCUACGUCAUCAGCCAACGUCAUCAGCCUACGUCAUCAGCCUACGUCAUCAGCCAACGUCAUCAGCCUACGUCAUCAGCCAACGUCAUCAGCCUACGUCAUCAGCCAACGUCAUCAGCCUACGUCAGCAGCCUACGUCAGCAGCCUACGUCAUCAGCCUACGUCAUCAGCCUACGUCAGCAGCCUACGUCAGCAGCCUACGUCAUCAGCCUACGUCAUCAGCCAACGUCAUCAGCCUACGUCAUCAGCCAACGUCAUCAGCCUACGUCAUCAGCCUACGUCAUCAGCCUACGUCAUCAGCCCACGUCAUCAGCCUACGUCAUCAGCCUACGUCAUCAGCCAACGUCAUCAGCCUACGUCAGCAGCCUACGUCAGCAGCCUACGUCAUCAGCCAACGUCAUCAGCCUACGUCAUCAGCCAACGUCAGCAGCCUACGUCAUCAGCCUACGUCAUCAGCCAACGUCAUCAGCCUACGUCAUCAGCCUACGUCAUCAGCCUACGUCAUCAGCCUACGUCAUCAGCCCACGUCAUCAGCCUACGUCAUCAGCCCUACGUCAUCAGGCUACGUCAUCAGCCUACGUCAGCAGCCAACGUCAUCAGCCUACGUCAUCAGCCUACGUCAUCAGCCUACGUCAUCAGCCUACGUCAGCAGCCUACGUCAGCACCUACGUCAGCAGCCUGAGUCAGCAGCCAACGUCAUCAGCCUACGUCAUCAGCCUACGUCAGCAGCCAACGUCAUCAGCCUACGUCAUCAGCCUACGUCAUCAGCCCACGUCAUCAGCCUACGUCAGCAGCCCACGUCAGCAGCCCACGUCAUCAGCCUACGUCAGCAGCCUACGUCAUCAGCCUACGUCAUCAGCCUACGUCAGCAGCCAACGUCAUCAGCCCACGUCAUCAGCCUACGUCAGCAGCCCACGUCAGCAGCCCACGUCAUCAGCCAACGUCAUCAGCCUACGUCAGCAGCCCACGUCAUCAGCCCACGUCAGCAGCCUACGUCAUCAGCCUACGUCAUCAGCCUACGUCAGCAGCCAACGUCAUCAGCCUACGUCAUCAGCCUACGUCAGCAGCCUACGUCAGCAGCCAACGUCAUCAGCCUAUGUCAUCAGCCUACGUCAGCAGUCUACGUCAGCAGUCUACGUGGGUGGCCUCCCCACUCCAGACGUCAGCUGGUACCUUGAUGGUAAAGCGAUCAGACCAGAUGACUACCAUAAGAUGCUGGUGUGUGAGAAAGCUCUGCACUCGUUCAUCAUCGAGAUCGUGACGGUUCAUCACGCCGGAGUCUACGAGUGUGUGGCCCGGAACCGAGCGGGAGAGAGUCGCUUCAGCAUCAGGCUCGACGUCAUCGCUCAGGAGGCCCUGCGUCCUCCUACAUUUGUGGAGAAGAUGUUGAACUCCCGCGCUCUAGAGGGCGACACUGUGCGUCUGGAGUGUAAGGUGGACGCCGCUCCUCCUCCUCAGCUGUUCUGGAAGAAGGACAAGGACAUGCUCCGCCUGGACCCCAACAGGAUGAGGUCCGACUGA
This is a messenger RNA of Knipowitschia caucasica, 2025 nucleotides long. The record is from the annotation of a GenBank genome assembly. NCBI's taxonomy places the organism in Eukaryota, Metazoa, Chordata, Actinopteri, Gobiiformes, Gobiidae.